Molecule: messenger RNA, 704 nt
Organism: Lolium perenne
Lineage: Eukaryota; Viridiplantae; Streptophyta; Magnoliopsida; Poales; Poaceae
Source: RefSeq, a predicted model, not a curated record
AUGUUUCUUUGCCUGCGGGUCAAAGCCGACGCCAUCUUGUAUUGUACUGGAUACAAGUAUAACUUCCCGUUCCUAGGCGACGAUGUUGGUAUCCUCGUGGAUGAUAAUCGCGUAGAUCCGCUGUACAAGCAUGUGUUCCCACCACAUUUAGCUCCUCACAUAUCCUUCAUCGGAUUGUCCCUCAAGGCUCUCCAGUUUCCAGUGUUUCAACUGCAAAGCAACUGGGUGGCCAGAGUCUUAUCAGGAAGGGCUGAGCUCCCAUCACAAGAGGAAAUGAUGGAGGAUAUGACAACAUUUUACUCGGAGUUGGAAGCUAGAGGGUGCCCGAAAAGAUACACUCAUGACCUAGGAGAAUGCACGUAUGAGUAUGAGGAUUGGGUCGCAGAUCAAUGUGGGUUGGAGAGGAUUGAAAGGUGGAGGAAAGAGAUGUUUGUUGCGGCGCUGAAGAACUUUGCCGAUCGUCCCGAGAGCUACCGAAAUGAAUGGGAUGACGACCACUUGUUGCUAGAAGCACACCGGGAUUUCACCAAAUAUUUUUGACUAAUUUGCGGGCAACUACUUAUUGGCUUUGGUGUACUCCUGCUAGGCCAUGGUUGUUCUUGUUCCCUAUAUGGGAUAAUUCCUUCAAUAACUCCAUUAAUUUACACAUGUGAUGUCCAUACUUUUUAAAAGCAUCUACCACCACAUUUCUACAGUUGCUUUAA